Rhipicephalus microplus (southern cattle tick) is the source of this 10081-nucleotide messenger RNA. RefSeq names its product histone-lysine N-methyltransferase 2A. NCBI's taxonomy places the organism in Eukaryota, Metazoa, Arthropoda, Arachnida, Ixodida, Ixodidae. The record is from RefSeq and is a predicted model, not a curated record. Gene Ontology annotation, cellular component: nucleus. Gene Ontology annotation, biological process: regulation of DNA-templated transcription. Gene Ontology annotation, molecular function: zinc ion binding; sequence-specific DNA binding; protein binding.
UCCAAAAUGGCGCGACUACGUUUCCCUGGGUGUCCGGGACAGAGAAUUGGAAGAAAUGGUGUUACCUUUGAAGACAAUAAGAGUCGUCUGCAGUGUGAUCCAUCGUUAAGUGCUGUGUCAAACCUUCAGCGGAGUUUUAACUGUUUUCACGAGUUGUUUGGAGCGUCGGAUGAGGAUGAUGACUUUCAUGGGUUCUCUACCAGGGAUGUUCGGAAAUCCCUCCUGAAGUUAAGACAUUUCACUGGCGAACCUUCGGAACUGUGCCACAAGGAUGAGUUCAUCAAUGACAUCAUACUUGUCAAGCCUGUCGAAAAACUCACAGGUCGGAGCAACCUGCCGCCAGAUCCAGGUGGUGGUGGCAACCAGGCAGCCGACCGGCCACGUGAUGCAGUCUCCGUCAAGCAAAGCAAACUACCAGUAGGCGGCAAGUUGCCCAAGACCCACGACAACAGGGAGCGAAGGAGAGUCUCGGGCCGUCAGGCUGCGCAGCGCCUUUUAGACCGUGCCAAACGGGGCCGUAACAAGGUCCCGCCAAAGAAGGAGAGUGCUGAGAGCCGUAACGGUGCCUUGACCACGCGGAAUGGUUGUUUUCAGCUGCCUGCCAUAAGUGCGCGCUCAUCGAGGCGGAUCAUCCCACGCAAGCGAUACCUGGAGGACAGCGAGGAAGAUGUGCCACAGCUGCUUCACAUACAGAAGAAGAAAGGCAUUGGGGCACAGUUGCCGACUGUUCCUGAGGGAGCUACGGCCGAAGGCAGCGACGAUGGCACCGGCCGAGUUUCCUUGCAGGAGGAAGCCAGCAGUGGUGAGCGCAUCGCUGGCAGGACGGACGACUCAAGCUGCCACCUGGAGACAGACCAAAGUACAGCAGAAGGAGACAACGCUGCGGAGCGCAUGGGCCUGUUUGACCAGCCCCUCGUGGUGCAAGGCAAGCGUCCGUGGAAGCCGUCCCUCAAGGUGCAGCUUCGUCUUUCAGAAGCCAACCUGGGCUCACCAUUUGCUUUCAAGGGCAGUCGGAGGGGAUCGCAGACCACCUCGUCGGCGGACUCGACCAGAGAGUCCAUCAAGCGGGACAUGGUGUCCCGCUAUGCCGAGAUCAUGGCGACGCGAGAGGACGGCCCGUCGACGGAGGUUCCCAACUCUCCACCGGGGACGGCACCUCUCGAGGAUAAGGUGGCCGCCAAGAUUGCAAGGCUGCUCAAGUCGCAGUGGGAGAAUCGCCUGGGCUCGGGGGGCAGCGGGCCGCGGCGGAACGUGGUGCUUCGGAAAGCGCGGCUACGACUUAGCCAGCGGACGCUUAAAAAGUUGAGGCAGCCCCUUGAGGAGAGUGCGGAGGGAAAUGUUGUGUCUGAGGUGACGCCAGAAGUGGGAGCGGAGGAGAUUGCAGAGCCGCCGAGGAAGCAGCGGGAACGGAGGCUUCCGCCGCUGAACGGAAUGAAUAGAGGGGCAGAGAGAGGCUCAUCGGUGACCUCAAGUGAGUCCAAGUGCAGUGUCUGCCAGCAGUACAAGCGUUCGACCGAGCUUUCCAUUCGCUACGGCCAAUAUGCAUGCCGCUUUUGCUUCCGGUUCUAUGCUGCUUUCCUGAGGAAGCCCAAGAAGUUUGUCUGCCCAAAGGAUGGAAACUGCAACCUCGCACAACCAUCCAAGUGCAAGGGGUGCCUUGUGCAUGCCUGCUGGAACUUGUUUGACAUCCCGGCUCCCCUGAAACAUCGCAUGCAGCGACACCUUCGGCCACCUCGGGGCGACUGCCGUCCACGGCGGCCGCCACGGAAACGGAGACUAUCCGAGGACAAGACGCGCGCUGAGAACCUCUCAGAAAUGCCAAAGCCUGUUCUUUCUAGUCCAGAUGAUUCACAGGAUACCCUGACUUCCAGCAGCGAUUCAAUCAAGAGCACCCAUGGGCCACGCAUCAAGCACGUGUGUCGGCGCGCAGCCGUUGUGCUGGGGCAGAAGCAGGCCACAUUCCCACCAGCGCCUGCCGGCCGCAUCAGCCUGAGUGCCCUGUCUGAGGAGGACAAGAGCCGCCUUGCUGUGCAUCACUCCUCGCAAGAAGAAGACUCCUCUCCCGAGGUGCCCGAGCGGAACCGCCGGAAGGACGACAGCAAGAAGAGGGACGACAGUGGAGGCAGGAAACGAGACGAGGGGGGCCGGAAGAGGGACCACGAGAGGAGAGGUGGCGGCAGUGCGCCUGGAAGGGACGACGAGCAACAUCACCCUCCGCCACCGCAGGAGAGGUCGCGUCGCGGCAAGGACCACAACUACAGGACGGACCACCAACACCGCGACCAGCAUCAGCGGCAGCAGAGUCAGGAUGAAGAGCAUCAACAGCAGCAGCCCGAUCAGCAGCAGCAGCAACACAGGCAGGAACAGAAAGACGGCAGUGCCACGGAAGAACGGGAGUUGCCUCCACAGGAGGAGCAAGGCCAGCAGGAGAGAAGAGAGGGCACCGCAACGAGCAACAGUGAGAACAAGGUCGGUCAGGAGGAGAAGCAAGGAGCAGAGGAGGCGGCAGAAGUACCGAGAACACCGGAGGCGAAGAAGAGGAAAUCGGAGACCGACAAAACAAGUGCAGGGAGCAGCCUGGUGGUCGGACAGCUCGACCAGCUUGUGAAGCAGGUGAAGCAGGAGGCAGUCAGUGAUGAAAUCGGCCCGCCGGCAAUGCAGCCUUCUAGAACGCAGUCGCCCAACAUCGCCGAGGAAAAGAUGCACCCGUCGGCGGCACCCAUGGAAGAUCUUGCCCUGGAUAAAAGUGCUAAAAGAGAGGUGCCAGUGGAGACUUCGAGGUCUGGCAGGGCGCUGCGACGCAAGACAGACCAGAACCGGGGUUCCAUAACCAACCUUGGUUACACGAGGGUUCGCAAGGCCCGCUGCAACCAGUGUCCAGGUUGCCUGGCAGAAGACUGUGGAAAGUGUGCCUGUUGCCGAGACAAGAAGAAAUUUGGAGGAAAGAACCUUUUGAAACAGGCGUGCUUGCAUAGGCGCUGCUCGAACUUGUCCCUGAAGCCGUGGAACCGUUCCACACUGAUUGAAGCGAGCGAGGCAGAGCUGGCGUCGGAGCAAAGUCAGAGGAGCCCCCCGCAGCCAUGCAAGAUCGAGGAGGAAGCCGGCAACAAGCCGGAAGCCAAGUCGAGAAAGAAGAGGAAGCCAAAGAUGAUGCUGCCACCAAAGCCAGUUAAAAGGUACAGGCCCAAGCUGGACAAGUACAAGCGGUUGCUGAGACAGAAGCAGAAAGCCGGCAAGAAAGCAAAGACCCCGAGGAGUCUGCUCGCCAAGAACAAAUCCUCACGAAACCCCCUGGCGGCCAAGUGCAAGCCUGAGGUGCCCUGCGGAGUGGAUGCCGAAGAGUCAAGAGGUUUCAAAGAGAAUGGUUCCUCGGCCGGGGGUGUCACUGCUGACCAGGAGACUGGAAGCCAAGGCAGUUGGGAGAACAGCAACAGCACCAGCAGCAGCAACAGCACUGGGAAUAGCAGUACCGGUGGCAGUAACAGUGUGGCUGCUAAGGAGGCCAGGCUGCAGGCAAAGAUGUAUGCCCCUCUGGUGCCCAAGGUUGUCGACCACCCGCUGUCUUCACGACAGCUGAGCAAGAAAUCUGUGGGCCAUGGAAACCAGCCCCUGGUUCAGGCCUUACUGUGGGACGAGUACGAGCGGUCCAAGCUGCUUUCGUCAGGUUUCCCGCUGGUGUCAGCAAAGCAGUUUGCAGUGCAGGCGGUCUGCUUUCUUUGUGGAAGUGCCGGAGAGGAAGAGCUGUUGUUUUGCACUGUGUGCUGCGAGCCAUACCACUGGUUCUGCCUUGACACCGAAGAAGUGCCGCAGCCAGGCAUGGACCGAGAGUGCUGGUGUUGCCCGAGGUGUCAAGCCUGCAUUGUCUGUGGACACCGGAGUAGUCAACUUUUGAGGUGCAACAAGUGCCAGCAAAUGUACCACACAGACUGCUUGGGCCCAGGCUAUCCAUCAAAGCCAUCCAGGAAAAAGAAAAUCUGGGUCUGCAUGAAGUGCAUAUGCUGCAAAAGUUGUGGAUCCACCUCAUCCAAGAACUCUUCCUGGAACUUCGAUCUCUCGUUGUGCCACGAGUGCAUGCUUCUCCGAGAAAAAGGAAACUAUUGCCCACUCUGUGAAAAGUGCUAUGAAGAUGAUGAUUACGAGUCAAUGAUGGUCCAAUGUUCCCAGUGCCAAAAAUGGAUUCAUGCUCGCUGUGAUGGCAUAUCGGAGGAGUUGUACCAGGUGUUGUCCCUGUUGCCCGAGACGGAGUUGUACCUUUGUCGGCUGUGCGAGCCAGACUCUCCCCGUCUGUGGCUUGGCACGGCUGAACGCGUCCUGCAGGAGCGACUGCGCUGCAUCAUGAACUCCCUGACCGAGCUGCAGAAAGCGUCGAAGGACCGCUGCCAAGUGUUGGAGCAGGCGGUGCCCACACCUCCUGAUCUCAUGGCUUUGCCCGAUGAAACACAGGACAAGGAUGGUUCAUUGGACUCCACUGAGCCAACAGCGACACUUGCAAGAACAGAACUUCACUUCGUGGAUCUUAUCAAGGUGCAGCACAGACUCGAGUGUGGAGAGUACACUACUGUGAAGGAGUUUUGCGAGGAUGUCCUGCAGGCUACCACGGACAGCCGGGUCUCGGUGCAAAUGGUGAGGGACUUGCUAGGAAAGCUCCUGGAGGAGGCAUUCCCGAACAUGCGGCCCUCCCCGCUGCCACCCACGCCUCCACAUGAGCCCAGUGCCCUGCUGGGCACCCCCGGAUCGCUUCUGUUGGCAGACGCGGUGUUGCCACCUCACGGGGACCACCUGUACGCCCAGUGCCAGGCAAGGCCCAACGGAACCGGCCCGCCCAAACCACAGCAACCGGGACUACUACGGGACACCACUGAGCAAGGAGUGGACUCUCGGCAGUGUGUCCUGUGCGGUCAGCCUGGUGACGACUCCUGCAAUAAGUCUGGCCGACUCUUGUAUGCUGGUCAGGACAACUGGGUGCACGUCAACUGUGCGCUCUGGUCUGCGGAGGUCUUUGAGCAGGGAGAUGGCGCUCUGCACCGGGUGCACUCUGCAAUCUCAAGAGGGCGCUACCUGCGCUGCGAGGUAUGUGGCAUUGUGGGCGCCACGGUCGGGUGCUGCGUGCGGGGUUGUCCCGCCAACUUCCACUUUGGCUGUGCACAAGCGGCGCAAGCCGUCUUCCAGGCCGACAAGAAGGUCUUCUGUUCCUUCCAUCAGGGCAACGUCAACCGUGAGGUGGUUGAAGGGGACAAGUUUUCUGUCUGCCGUGCUGUCUACGUGGACCAGCAGGACGUCAACUCCAAAUGGCAAAAAGCGUGGGAGGCAACUCUUGCCCAGGAGAUGACAGUCAUCGCAGGGGCCAUGACGAUUGAGUGUCUGGGAUACUUGACAGAGGCGUCGGACCUUGAAGAUGUCCUUGUUCCAGUCAACUACAGGUGUCGGCGCAUGUUCUGGAGCACCCAGAACCCUAGGCAGAGAGUGGUGUAUGUGUGCCGGACAUACGAGGUGCGCCCGCCACGUCCUCCUCCGUGCGAGGAGGACUGGGGUGCAAAUGUGACCACUGCACACGACGACACGCCUCCCGGCGUGAAUGAAUUCGCGCAAUGUGAUAUUUCGUCUGAAAACUGUGAUAACACUGGUGGUGGGCUCACCGUGCCGACAAGUGAGUGUUUGCCCGCUUCCUCGUCUGCCCCCGAUUUGGACGACCUCGACGCCAAGAUCCUCGAUGAACUUGCUAGGUGUGUCCAGAAUAGUGACAGCCAGAUGGACUUUGCUGAGCUGCUGGAGAACAUAUCUAGGUCCUGUGACCCAGCAGCUGCUUCCGUUAGAAAUUCUGGUGGAGGUGGCGGCAGCAGCAGUAGCAGUAGCAGUGUGGCACCAACAGCCAGUGUAAAUAGUGGUUGCAGCGAGUCUGCAGAGGCAGCGACAUCGGCAGCACCUCCUGUUGUGGCCAACCAGUCAUUGACAAUGUGUCAGGACAAAUCAGUGAGGAGUGUUGAUGUGGCAAAAUGCGAGGCAGCUACUGCCUCUGUGGUUGGUGGUCAGGACCAGCAGCCAUUUCAUCAGGACAGUGUUCAUGGGGCCGCUGAGGUACCACCAGCGCCUGCUGUGCCCAUGCCUGAGGCACACAUGACGGUGCAGAGCAAUGGACAGCAACUCGGUGGCAGUGGUGAAACGUCGUCGUCUGUAUUGAAGUUUGUGGCAAAACCAGUGAAACAGCAGCAGCAAAGUGUGUGUGGGUGCACCUGUGAAAACCGGACUGCCAAGGCAGCAGCUAGCAGACUGGCCAUGACGCCCACCCGGGUGCGAUCGCGGCCGCCUGCUUCCCCCAAGAUCAUUCUGCCCAAGGUGCCAGGUUCCCAGUCUCAGGGUUGCCAGCAGAGGUCCAGGCACGCCCCCUGCCAACAGCAACCCCACCAGCAUCAGCCGCAGCAUCAGCAUCACCAGCAUCAGCAUCAGCAGCAGCAGAGAGCAACUGCAAUGGUUCCACCAGCCUUGCAGGCCCAGUCAACAUGCCUCGGCAUCCCCCCCGUGGCCGCCACGCAACCCUUAGUCAGCUACUCCCCAUAUGCCUACAACUUUCCUAUGAUAAACCAGUUCCCAUCGACCAUUAACAUGACGAGCGUGAGCUGCGACAAGUUUGAGGUGUAUGAAGUGCCCGGUGGCACCAUCAUCAUACCGCGGCAGCACUACCGACUCGAAAAUUGUGUGUCUACACUGAGCAUGGCAGCAGCAGGGGCUCAAGUAGCCUAUCUUGGCUCGCUGCCACUAGUGGCGGCGCCAUUUAUGCAGCCGGCAGCGCCGCCACUCGCGUUUAUCGGUGGCCUCGGAGGCCAAGCUGCGGCACCUGUAAUGCCACUUGCCUUGCAGUCGCCUGGUGUGUGCGGCCAGGUGCCUCUCGUCACGGGUGGCGGGCUAGUAGCGAAUGCAGGUGUCAUGGCCCCCAGCGUAGCCUCUGCGGGGCUUAUGACGUCGGUCACCAGUCAGACCUCUGUGGUGAACACCGGUCCAAUGCCAGGUACUAGGUCUAGCUCAACGGCCAAGCGUGUUCCUUGUUACGCGAAUGCUCACCGCAACAUGCUCGCCCAGAAGCAGAGCGCCAAGGCAGCCAUGAUGCGCAAGCGGAUGCUGCAGUCUGGUAAACAAGUCACAAAAGCUAUUGUGGCCCAAGGCCAAGCAUUUGUGGCUCGGGAACGGUGUGCGAAAUGUCUUGUUCUGCCAGUGCGUACGGCAGCCGCUGCCACUGCAGGAAUCGCUGCUCCGGGGGAUGCCUUAAAAGUUACACCCGCGGCCACCGCUGCAUCUCAACCGGCAGCCUCUGUGGCCACGCCCACAAGCACGACUUCGGCUCCGCCUGCAACAGUGUUGCCAGUGGCGGCGCAAGCACAGCGCAGUGUCCCGUCCCCCGAGGUUUACCCCGAGCCGGACUCGUCGACGGAGUUCCUCAGUGGACCGGGGCGCGUGUCGCCAGUGCUUCUGCCACCGCCGCAGCCACCGUUCAGCCCCAGCCCUCAGGAGAGCCCUCGAGGUGCUGGUGACUCCGGUUCUCUUGGUGCGGAGUCCAUCUUUGCGCUGCUGCAAAAAGCGGCUCAGCGCAUUCUGCAGGAUGGCUGGCCGCCCGACACCGAUUCUGAUCCAUGCCCACCGACAUCAUCUAAUGCCAUGCCACCAGACGGCAAGGAACCUGUGCAUAGCACGGUGGGAAUUCUCCCUCCAGCAGUGCCACAGCGGGAGGAGGUGCGCUCAUCGCACUUUGACAGGCCCUACAUUGUCUACGAGAUCAGCAGCGAGGAUGGCUUCCUGCACUCUUCACCCAAUGCACACGAAGUAUGGCGAUACCUUUUUGAAAAGCUUCAGGAUGCUCGUGCUGGUGCCAACAUGCAACCCUUGACUAAUGAUGAUGUGGACGGUUUUGCCCUGAUGGGUCUCACGCACAAGGCUGUUGUGUAUCUCACUGAGCAGCUGCGAGGGGCUGACAACUGUGAGAACUACAUCUUCAAGUACCACAAGCGCAACAGCACCAAGCUUCCAGAGAACCCAUCAGGCUGUGCCCGACUAGAGGGCUUCAAGUCACGGGGACACCAUGACAUGUUCAAGUUCCUGGCGUCUGCACAUCGGUCGCCGCCUUGCUACGACCCGAGCAGCGACAAUGGAGAUGAGGUGGAGGUUCUGCACAAGUCGUCGCGACGCCUGACCAGCUUGGACCUUCCCAUGGCCAUGCGCUUCCGGCACCUCAAGAACACGGCCAAGGAGGCCGUUGGUGUCUACAGGUCGAGUAUUCAUGGAAGAGGGCUGUACUGCAAGCGCAACAUUGAUGGAGGAGAGAUGAUAAUUGAGUAUGCCGGAGAAGUGAUCCGAGCAGCCCUCACGGACAAGAGGGAGAAGUACUACGAGAGCAAGGGGAUUGGUUGUUACAUGUUCCGCAUUGACGACCACGAGGUUGUUGAUGCCACUAUGCAUGGCAAUGCUGCCAGAUUCAUCAACCACUCCUGCGAGCCCAACUGUUACUCAAAGGUGAUUACUGUGGAAAACAAGAAACACAUUGUGAUAUUCGCACUGAGAAGGAUUCUCAAAGGAGAGGAACUGACGUACGACUAUAAGUUCCCCAUCGAAGACGUCAAGAUUCCAUGUUCUUGCGGCUCCCGAAGGUGCCGCAAGUUUCUGAACUGAGCUGGGCACCCGGCUGCGAUGACCGAACUUUCGCUGCCUCCAGGGUGGGCCAUCUACUGUCCCCAUGCAUCGAGCUUACACUAGUUGUGGGACUUUUGUACAUAUGCUUUUAUUUGCAGUCCGUCGUCGAUGUCUGUAGCUACGCCCUCACCACCAAUGUCGUGUCCACAUUCAUCUGUUUUGUUGCAUCAUUAUAAUUAUUAUUCCUAUCAUUAUUAUUAUUAUUGCCAUCGAUCCUCACUUUUUCGUGCCCUCUUUUGAAAGUGCUUCAUUGCCACAAUUGUGGAAUCAACUCUCUUAAUCCCCACUAUGUACGUAUACGACAUGUGUGCCAUGGUUGCAUGCUUUUUAUAUUUUUUCCCCUGAUAAUUGUGUGCGAACAAGGCGUUAUAUCUUUAGAGUUACCGAGUGCUGAAGCGAAUGUAUGGUCACCUGUCUUUGUUGUCGAGCGAGCCUGCCCUUUUGGUACCUUGUGUAAAAAGUAAAGAAAAAUAAUAAUGAAAUACAAACGAAUGAGCAAGUAAACAACACAAAUUAUUGUAGAAAGGGUAACGGAAUGAACUACAGAUAACACGUUAGUGGAAACCCUCGUACCCAAGAGAUAUUUUUCUGGUCGGCAGAAGUGUGCGCGUGCGCACCGACGCCUUGUUUUUUUGAUUCGACAAGAAAGAAAAAGAUGGUUAGAACAAGAGUGAUGUACACGAUACCUGAAAGUGCCUUGAGUGGUUUUUACGGGUGCCAACUGUGAUCCCUGAAAGUCAACCUGUACAUAGCAUAGAUGUUUUAGCUGUAAUUACCACCAUCAAGGAGAGCACGAGACAACAUUGUAACGAAAUCUUGGAGGAGUUAUUGCGAUGCUAUUGGAAAGCAGUAGUGCAAAAAAAAAAAGGAAGAAGAAAACGAUUAUGCACAUUUAUAAAUAUCUCAUCCUAUAGUAUAUAUAUAUAUGUAUAUCGGUUGUUGUGUUCAGAAUUCUUGGAACUGUGCGUAUUUGUAGUGUCACUAUGGCUUGUAAUUGCGAGCGCACAUGCUUUGUUCUUGUGUCGUCAAGUCAUUCGGCGAGAGCUCUUGGGGAUGUGCGCGCCUGAGCCUAGCCCUGCCGCCAUUUUCGUUUUGAUUGUCGUUUGCUCGGGAGCAAUGAACUGCACAUGAACAAUUGUAACUCGUUUUUAGAUCUUUUUGAAUGUGCAUGUUUUACCGCACCGUGCUGCUGAGGCUAUGUGGAUAAGAUGCGACAUUGUAAAAUAUGUUACUAGAGUGCUUUUUCUUCCCCUCUCCUCUUUUCCCGAGCGGAAGUUGUGAUGCCUCUGUUUUAGCACGCACAUGAUGUUUAGGGCGCAAAUUUAUUGCCGCAGCAUUUUAGGAUUAGUAGAAGUGAUUGAGACUGUACAUAUAUGAGAAUGCAUAAAGAUGUUUGUUUUCUGAA